CUAUUUUGCAACAUAUUCUGCUAUGUGCAAUCCAGAUGUUGUGUUAUAAUAGAGCAGGGUAGCUACGUGGUAUAUGUGUCCUAGUGAAGGUUAUGUUAUCAACUAUAAUCGUAAUGAACGAAAGUUGCCAAGAUGAAUGCGUCAUGGACGCUGUUCCGGAAGAUGUCAGCGAGAGAAGGUGUGUUUCCGGAAGACGUGGCUGUUGCUGCAGUGGCAGCUGUCAUCCAAAAUUAUUCUGAGAAGAGCUUUUUUGUUCUGCUUCUGUCUCAUCCAGCUACAUUAUCAAGAUGAUUUCUCUAACGGACUCCCAAAAGAUUGGAAUGGGAUUAACAGGCUUCGGCGUGUUUUUCCUCUUCUUCGGGAUGAUCCUGUUCUUUGACAAAGCACUUCUGGCUAUUGGAAAUAUUCUCUUUGUUGCUGGACUCUCCUUUGUCAUCGGCCUUGAGAGGACCUUCCGCUUCUUUUUCCAGAAGCACAAGAUGAAGGCCACCAGUUUCUUCCUGGGAGGAGUGUUUGUGGUGUUGAUUGGCUGGCCCAUUAUUGGAGUUUUGCUCGAGAUCUAUGGUUUUUUUCUCUUAUUCAGGGGCUUCUUUCCAGUGGUUGUAGGCUUUAUCAGGAGAAUACCAGUCCUUGGCUCCAUCCUAAACCUGCCCUUUAUCAGUGCAUAUGCGGACAAAGUGGGGGAGAGCAACACUAUGGUAUAACAGUGACUUUUUGUAACCGGAGAAAAUUGUUUGAUUAUAGGUUUUAUAAAGCAUCACAAUCUCCCAUGGUGCUGAGUAAAAGCGCCUAAAUAUACAGAUCAGAUUCAGAUUUCCACAUUCAAGCAGACAAGGACUGUUUUUGUCUGUAACUUCAGUGGUCAGCACUACCAAUCACAGAUUCAUCACUGUAUCGCACCAUCAGUUUCUUACUGUCAACACUAAAGUCUCUACAAUAAAUGUUUCAAAUGCCAUCGAUCCCUUCGCCAUUGACUGCAUCUUGCGUUUAAAAGGAGGAUAGAAGACUCCCUCAAGGCCCGACUUUGUCUACAUGAUGUUCUUAAUCUGUGGAACUGUCAGAUAAAACUACCCAGUGCAAGGACAAGAAGUGGAAGUGCAUCCUGCCAUGUUUGCCACGUUUGUGCCUGUGCGUUAACUUAAUUUGCACAAAAGCUUUUAAAUCCAGGAUUUUGUUUACAGUUACACCCCCGUUUCAGCUGUUGGAAUAUUUACUUUGUCCAUUUCUUUGUGAUUGUGUUCAGUGUUGGCUAGAAGUGUUUCUGUAUAAAUUAUUUUUUAAAUAUGAUCGCUUGACUUUAUCUGUUAUGAGUGGCAGUCUGUCUACUCGUUCGUUGGGAUAGACACAGUUCUCGAGUUAAGUGUUCAAAGACAAUGUUCAUGCAAUACACAAGUUAAGGACACAUUGGAUCUUGAUGAAUUAAUAUUCAAAUUGUAAAUCCUUACUGACGCACAAAAUAGUUUUAUACCAAAAUCAUAUACUGUUUGAGAGCUAGGAUUUAAAA
Pundamilia nyererei is the source of this 1504-nucleotide messenger RNA. It is a transcript of the gene golt1ba, whose product is annotated as golgi transport 1Ba. Bases 288 to 704 code for a protein of 138 amino acids. The record is from RefSeq and is a predicted model, not a curated record. Gene Ontology annotation, biological process: retrograde transport, endosome to Golgi; endoplasmic reticulum to Golgi vesicle-mediated transport. Gene Ontology annotation, cellular component: membrane; endoplasmic reticulum. Lineage: Eukaryota; Metazoa; Chordata; Actinopteri; Cichliformes; Cichlidae. The transcript has 5 exons.